Molecule: messenger RNA, 727 nt
Organism: Panthera uncia (snow leopard)
Lineage: Eukaryota; Metazoa; Chordata; Mammalia; Carnivora; Felidae
Product: sperm-associated acrosin inhibitor-like
Exons: 4
Coding region: 144-437 (97 amino acids)
Molecular function (GO): protein binding
Source: RefSeq, a predicted model, not a curated record
GAUACUGUGGGCUGUGGGAAGGAAAAAGGGAAAAGUCCACUCUAAGUAGGAAUUGAGGAACGUGGAAAAGCCCCUUCACCUAUAAGAAAGCUUCAUUUGGAAAUGGGCAGUUUGUCCCUGUGCCGUGUGUUAUAAACGUCUCUAUGGGUUUCUUCCACAGACUUGGUAAAAUGUCUUUCUUCUCGACAUGGAUCAAAGCUAUUUUUAUCACUGCCCUGGCAUUUCCUCAUUAUUCUGAAACUGGUUUUGAACCUUCACCAGAAAUUCAUAGACUCCCAAACUGUGAUGUGUAUGUACAUCAGUUACAUUUUUGCACAAGAGAAAUGGAUCCAGUCUGUGCAACCAAUGGCCAAACUUAUUCCAAUAUAUGCGUUUUCUGCAGUGAACUAUUCGAAAGUGGUGGAGCGUUUGAUUUUAGUCAUUAUGGUAGAUGCUGAUUCUGCCUGCGCUACACAUUCCAAUACCUUUUAUUGCAAUCCAAUUUUGUGGUAGAUUCUACAACCAGUUAGAACGGCCUCAGUCAGAGUUUUAAAUUCCUAGAAAAUCAUACAAAGACUUCUAUGGCAUAUAAGAUGGAAUAUAGGAUGUUGAAGAAUUUUUCCAUGAGCCUAUGAUUGAAAGGUUUUCCUUCUCUAUGUUCAAUUAUUCAAUGACAAUUGAAAAACUAUCUUAAUUUUGUAUUUCUUAACAUAAAACCUAAUACAACUUAAAAUAAUAAAUAUUUCAA